UCUCUUCACACUAAAAUGUUUUCAGACAUUGAGAGAGCAUAUUAUUUCACAUUACAAGAGAGGCCUUAGUUCCUUUGCAGAAAAAAAAGGGCAGCUCAUUUUGGUAAUUGCCAAGAAAAUCAACAUGAAUAUGCAGGCAAACAAGGAGGUAGAACUUAGAAAUGCACAAGGUCAAAUGGAGAAAAGAGUAGAGACAGUCGACUAUCGAUCAUCGGCAGGACAAGGCUUAGAAAAGAGAAACGUGCAGGUAAUCCAUCAGUCUCAUCCCCCGGCGGAAAAUUUUGCAACGAGCGGCGGCGUCCUGGCCGGGGCGGCGGCAGCGGUUGCAAACACCCUUCAGUCUGCUAAGGAAGCCAUCUCUCGCAAUUAAAGCCAUGCAUCAAAACUCAUCUUCAAAUCAAAUCAAAUCUAAGAAUUAUUUCAUUUUUUUGCAAAUUUCUACUAUGUAAUCAAACAACAAUUCUAUAUAGUUUGUGGCUAUUGCUUACAAUUUAUCUGAUUAGAAAUGGGAAAUUUUUUUUUCUCAUUUAAUUUUUAAAGGUAAUAAAUUGAGUAGAGAACUCAGUUGCUACUUC
Molecule: messenger RNA, 575 nt
Organism: Benincasa hispida (wax gourd)
Lineage: Eukaryota; Viridiplantae; Streptophyta; Magnoliopsida; Cucurbitales; Cucurbitaceae
Source: RefSeq, a predicted model, not a curated record